AUGAGGACGUCAAAGGUCUCCAAAGAGACAUCGGCCCUCCUCAACAAGAUGGCCCGACCAUCCUCGCCGCCGACGACGGCACCGUCGCCACCGCAGCAUACACGCAGGAUGACGCGCUCCUCUCUCGCGCGGUUCGCGUACAACCAAUCACCCUCUUCCGCCGCCGCUACCAUUGCCGCCGGCACGAACGCCGGAGCACAACCCGCGACGAUAGCGGCGACGGAAGCCAUCCACGAUGUCGUCCUGGGCGUCCCCGACAUCGAAGACGCGGUCGCAAACACGAGGACCAGGAAACGUAGACGGAUCACCAAGACAGAGGAUAAUGCACUUGGCGCGGACACCGGGCACGGCGUAGCAAACGUCAAGAUCGAAAAGGUCGAGAUGGAAAGCACGGCAGCGACGCAGCAGUCGCCCCCGCGGCCUCGGAAGGCGGCCCGUAAGCCGGCUCGCGUCAUCAGGGGCGCCGGCACCGCCGCCGAUCCUCGCGUCGAACCGCCCUCCGACUGGGAAGCUAUGUACGACGCGGUCAAGCAGAUGCGGCUGCACGGCACCGCGCGCAACGCCGCCGUCGACACCAUGGGCUGCGAGCGGCUCUUCGAUCCAGACGCCUCGGAGCGCGAUCGCCGGUUCCACAUCCUCAUCGCGCUGAUGCUCUCGAGCCAGACCAAGGACACAGUCAACGCGGUGGCCAUGGGCAGGCUAAUGGCGGAGCUGCCGCCGCACGAGCCGGGCGCAGCGGGCGGGCUGAACCUGGAGAACGUGCUCGCCGUGGAGCCCGCCGUGUUGAACGAGCUGAUUUGGGCGGUAGGGUUUCACAACAACAAGACCAAAUACAUCAAGGCAUCUGCCGAAAUUCUCCGCGAUAAGUUCGACGGCGACAUCCCCGACACAAUCGAAGGGCUCACGUCACUCCCCGGGGUGGGGCCCAAGAUGGCCUACCUCUGCCUCUCGGCGGCGUGGGACCGCACCGAGGGCAUCGGCGUGGACGUGCACGUGCACCGCAUCACAAACCUCUGGGGGUGGCACAAGACGACGCAACCCGAGGCGACACGUCUCGCGCUGCAAGGCUGGCUGCCCCGGAACAGGUGGCGCGAGAUCAACUGGCUGCUCGUCGGGUUCGGCCAGACCGUGUGCCUGCCGGUCGGGCGGAAGUGCGGCGACUGCGAGCUCGGGCUUCGCGGGAUGUGUCGGGCGGCGGAGAGGAAGAAGGUCAACGAGGGGCGUAGGGCGAGGGAGGUGAAAAUCGAGGUGAAAGAGGAGGAUGGCGGCGGCGUGGUUAUCAAGAAGGAGGAGGUCGUCAAGGAAGAGGAAAUCAUGUAA
Molecule: messenger RNA, 1320 nt
Organism: Colletotrichum higginsianum IMI 349063
Lineage: Eukaryota; Fungi; Ascomycota; Sordariomycetes; Glomerellales; Glomerellaceae
Product: Endonuclease III-like protein
Exons: 2
Coding region: 1-1320 (439 amino acids)
Biological process (GO): base-excision repair, AP site formation; base-excision repair; nucleotide-excision repair
Cellular component (GO): nucleus
Molecular function (GO): DNA binding; oxidized pyrimidine nucleobase lesion DNA N-glycosylase activity; DNA-(apurinic or apyrimidinic site) endonuclease activity
Source: RefSeq, a predicted model, not a curated record